Rhagoletis zephyria (snowberry fruit fly) is the source of this 1070-nucleotide messenger RNA. RefSeq names its product kinetochore protein Nuf2-like. NCBI's taxonomy places the organism in Eukaryota, Metazoa, Arthropoda, Insecta, Diptera, Tephritidae. The record is from RefSeq and is a predicted model, not a curated record.
AAAAUUUAUCUAUUACUAUCAAUUCAGUGGUUGGAAAAUGCCACGUCUCAAGCCAACGACAAAAAUCGAUGUCAUUGGUAAUUUGGAUUUGAGUCCAGAGAAGGCUGUUGGCGACUAUAUCGAAUCAAAGCAACAGAAUGCAUAUUUUGUCAAACCGCCAAAUUGGGAUUCAGCAGGCGAUUCCAUUGAGCUGCUCUACAUACGCAAUGAGCGCGAACAUUCGGUCAUGUUGCGUCUGCAGGAUGAAAUGCUGGAGAAUUCUAAACGCCAAGCAGCCAACAAUGCCAGUCGCAUACGCAAACUCUACAAGAUACAAGCAAAUUUGCGUAAACGCUUUAUAGAAGUGAAUAGUUUUAUCAAAGAUUGCGAUGAUAAGAAACGCGUUGCGGAGAAGAAAGUGGCCGAGGAGACAGCAUUGCAUGCGGAGCUGGCAGAAAAUAUACAAAAGUUUAAGCGCGCUAUAGCGGAGCUAAAUGAGUUUCGUGAAGUGCUCAAGGCCACUGUAGACGAGUUGGAGCCGUAUGAGACUGUUAUACAGGAAGUAGUGGAGAAGUCAGAGAUAUUUGAUUCGGUGAAAGAUUGCAUGGAUCGUUGUGAUGCAUUGAUGUUGGCACAAGUAGAGAUAUCGCGCUUGGAGCAGGAGAAAUUUCUUGAAAUCGAAGAGAUGCGCAAACGAAUGGUAAAUGUGACCAAUGAGGCAGCGCUUACCGUACUGGGUUUGAAGAACGAUUUGGCUGAGCUGGAGCGUUCAUAUAAUACAGCGCGUAGCGAAUGUCUGCACUGGGAGCGUAUUUUGGCGAACGCCAAAGAUUGUGUGGCAGCGAAUGAGCUGAAUAAGGAUCGGGCAUUGGAUGGCAUACGCGAUAUUUAUCGGAUGUUACGACGCCGACAAGGUCGUGAUCCGGUUUACCAACGCCACGAAGUUGAAAAAGAGUUGGAUUUCAUCAAAGACGAGAUCGAGCUGCUGAAGGAAGUGGUAAAAGAAUGCAAUAAGACAGUUGCUGCCAGCGCUAAACCAGGAUUUGUCGAGAAGGUCGAAGGAAAAUGCUAAUAGUUUAAAUUUUAUAUGA